UAUUUAUCACGACGUGGCAUUGAUAUCUCCAAAUAUCGGCCAUCAAUUCGUUUCAAUCCGGACAAAAUCUUCUUAACGCCGAAAAACCCGAUCAUCCCGGGAUGCAUCAAAAUCAAGGCUUUGGGCGUAGAAAUUGUUCGACCGGUCAAAAAUCUGAUCGCUGAAGUUGAGAUGCGUAUCGGUGGAACGCCCGAUCCGAAUAAUCCACCGCUGCCAUGCUCUAAAAAGAUCGAUCAAAAAGUCAAUCAGUGCCCAUGCGCCAAAUUGGACGGAUCAUGUGUCUUCUGUGAUUUCUGCAAACAAAUGAGGCAACAAGCAACUCAACUCUCGCUAACGCGACGUCCACAACCUGGCCGUAAGGUGAUCGACAAUGACUGUCAAUGCGAUGUAAUGCAACCCGGCAUGUACGACAUCGAAACAGAGAUGUGCACACCUGAAUUAGACGAUAUUCGAGAGUAUAUUCCACCUGAGAUACAGAACAAUAUCCUUGAAAAACAACCGGUAUGUUUUGUUACUUCCGUCGUUCAGCACCUACAUUUCAUCAUCAAUAAUGUUUACAUAAAGUGA
This is a messenger RNA of Anisakis simplex (herring worm), 567 nucleotides long. Lineage: Eukaryota; Metazoa; Nematoda; Chromadorea; Rhabditida; Anisakidae. The record is from the annotation of a GenBank genome assembly.